Coniosporium apollinis CBS 100218 is the source of this 1554-nucleotide messenger RNA. RefSeq lists its product as uncharacterized. NCBI's taxonomy places the organism in Eukaryota, Fungi, Ascomycota, Dothideomycetes. The record is from RefSeq and is a predicted model, not a curated record. The coding region runs from base 1 to 1554 and encodes 517 amino acids. The transcript has a single exon.
AUGGCCUCUCAGGCUCUAGCGUUCGCAACGGCUGGUCCCUCAGCACAACCAUGGCAGUUGAUGGUCCCCCCAGCGGCAGCUCCACAAGUCCGUACAAUUCCGUCUUCCAGCACUGCUCAGAUAUACGGGUCCUACGUUGAGCACGAUCUCCCCUGGGCAAUACAUUACGUUGAACAGCCCACACUCCCGUUCCUGACAAGCUCAGGACCACUCGCAAUUAACGGCGCUGUCAAGUUCAGCCAACGAGGAGAUCAAGUCAACCGUGACGUGUUGCAGCACUAUCCUGUCAACCCUAUCGGCUUCAUCAAUCCCGAGAUCCAAGGCUGGGAGUUGGCGGUGCUAGUUGCCCAAGGGUUCGACAUGGACAUCAUUGUGAGCCACACCAGGCCAAACAAUGUCAGUGAUGAGCUCAUGAAGAAACGGUUCUGGAUGCGGGAACUACGAUUUCGUGAGAAACAUGGGAUCCUCAAACGACUAGGAGAGCGGAGACUACCCACAAGUCUUGAGGAAUCAGUUCUGUGCGAGCACAACAACUUCGUCUACAACACGUGGUUCGUUGUUGACCUUGCUACUGGCACAAUGUAUCAGCCUCAGCCAGAAGGUGCUGUUCCGCGAACACGAUACCCCCUGCCUCGCCCUCGUAAUCCAAGCGUGCGGAUGGCAGACAUCUGGAUACGGAAGAGACCAGACGAUCCUGUUCCGUCGGUAGUCGUGGUCCAGCACCCCCCAGCAAACCAAGCACAUCCGGCUGUUGUAAUAAACCAACUACCAGAUCACGCCGCAGGAUCAAGCGUUGUUGCUCGAGUGGUUUCUACGCAUCCUACGCUUCCAGUAGCUACACCAGUAUCAAGCUCAGGAGCGCCCGCGGACUCGAGCCGUGCAACUACACCCAUGAGCGGUCGCCAUGGGCAAUGGACUGCAACCACGGAGAGUCCACAGGAUGGCAGCCUAAGAAGCCGACCGGCUGUUCUUGGUAUCGAUGCAGAUGAACAUCAGAGCGGCUACGACAAUUCACAACAAGAUCCAACGCAUGUGCAAGCCGCUAUUGCAAGUCUAUCAAGCCGAAAGCGGGUUAGAGACGAUGACGAAGAUACAGACAGCAGCUCGCCGCAGGGGGUGAGCGCCAUCACCCAAUGUGCAAACGUAGACAUCGCUAACUCUUUCAAGCCGCGAAAGCGUUUCCAACUAGACGUAGAUAAUACUGCGCCGGCGCAAUACCACUUUCAGCAUCAACAAGCGCCGCCACACCCAUUGUCCGUUACACGAAGAUCUGCAGGGGAGACUGGUACUCCAACUCGCCCUCAUCACUCCCAAGUCGAGCCAGAGAUUCAGGACCAUAGGUCAUCCAUCGUCGUGUUCCCGCCCGGUUCUACGAAUCGCUACGACAUGCCUGAGGAGGAUACGUGGGUGCCGUCGUAUCCGACUCUGCGAUACGUGACGGCUCUUAUGGAAGAAGAAGCAAGCAGAAGACGGGAACCAACUGAAGAAGAGCAGGCGGCGUAUUCCCAUGCCGUGUUGAACGAUUUGUGGGGCGGACUCGACUUGUGGAAGUGA